AUGAAGACCAUCGGCAUCUGCAUUCCCACCAUCGAAGGUGGGGUAGUCUGCCAUCAAGAGAUCGGACGAGAAGCAACCAGGCGAGGUGUUGCCUACCCUGCGAUCGCUACACAUACGCCACUCUUCGAGGAAAUUGGCCGGGCUGUCCAAACAAGUGACUUCAACUCGCUGGCGGCGGUGCUCAGCGAUUCGAUCAACCGUAUCGCGAAAGCCGGUGCCGACGUUGCUAUCAUUUCCGCCAAUACAAUGCACAUUGUUUUCGACGAGAUCGCCGCCCAGUCCCAGAUUCCAAUCCUCAGUAUCCUCGAGGUGACGGCGGAGUAUUGCACAAAGCAUGGUUACCAGCGCGUGGGUGUGCUCGGCACAACUCCCACUAUCACCAGACGCAUUUUUGAUGCACCAUUGGAGAAGAGAGGCAUGACCACUGUCUACCUCUCUCAGUCUGACCAGGAUGUGGUGAUGGAUAUCAUUCAUAACGAGUUAAUCCGGGGCAUAUUCCUUGAUCCCUCGCGCCAGCAGCUGGAGCGCAUUGCAAAGCAGCUGGCGACGCAAUGUGAUGCCAUCAUCCUCGGUUGCACCGAGCUGCCGCUGGUUCUGACCGAAGAAAGCUGUCAGACCAAAUUCGUGGAUACCACCAGGGUUUUGGCUCAUGCAGCGCUUGACCAUGCGCAUGAAUAA
This is a messenger RNA of Penicillium alfredii, 678 nucleotides long. RefSeq names its product aspartate/glutamate racemase family protein. The coding region runs from base 1 to 678 and encodes 225 amino acids. Lineage: Eukaryota; Fungi; Ascomycota; Eurotiomycetes; Eurotiales; Aspergillaceae. The record is from RefSeq and is a predicted model, not a curated record. Gene Ontology annotation, molecular function: amino-acid racemase activity. The transcript has a single exon.